AGUUGACAGACAUGAACAGCUCAGAGCCCAACAACCUGAAAACGGAUGAAGAAAAGUCCAGCCAGGCUCCUGAAGACAUGAAGGAUGAAAACAAAGUGAAACACCUGGAGAGCUUAUUGGAAGAAUUGGGCGAGUGCUCCUUGUCCAAGUCAGAGAUUCUCAAUAAGCUUCUGAGCAAUUCUCAGCAGUACCACGACACCUUUGUUCACCACAACAUGGAGUGUGGUGACAGUCCAAGAAGAAUUUCCAAUGGACUGACUGAAAUUACUUGGUAUCUUCCUGGUGGAAACACAAACAUUGACAUUUUCAGUCAGCCAGUGGCUGUAGCUAACCUUCAUGGAGACAUUGCUUCAUUUGAAACACAAUACUCCUUUUUGUGUCAGACAUCUGCAGCAGUUUUUUUCUUCGUUGAUCAUUUGGAUUCUGAGUCUGAGUCUGUGAUCAAUCUGCUUAAAAGCAAGAACAAAAAAGCACAGAUCUUCUUAGUGGGAAAUUAUGAGAGAGAAAGCUUCAAUUUAGAUGCUUUGGAAAAAGUAGCAACUGAGUUGGAUUUAACUGAAAACAACAUCAUUAUUAAGACAAAGGAGAAAAAUGAUGCAGACUUUGUAAAAGAUUUGAGGAAAACUGUCAGAAAUGUGGUUGAGAAAUCAGAGCUGAAGAUGAAAAUAGAGAAGAUGGUGGACGCUGCCCAUGAAUCCUGGUUGAUGAAGACUCUCCAGAGACUUCGACAUGUUGGGUCUAAAAAUGUAGAUGAUUACAAAAGUGAUCUUCAGAAACAGAAAAAAGAACUGCGGCAAAAGCAGAACUCAUAUAAGAUGUCAACAGCUAUGACAAACUUCAUCACAGGGAUAUCAAGGUCAGGAACAGAGAGGUUUUAUUUCCUGAAAUGGAUGCAAAUGAACCUCGAUAAUGUGUCUCGUAUAAAACUGUCUGAACUCAGGGAGAAAUAUAAAGAAAAAUGUGAAAACUCUGAAAACAAAGAGGAGAUCAAAGAAAUUGAUAAACAAAUUUCCAACAGCUCACUGGGGAUUGAACACUUCUUCCGUGAAAUGGGUCAGAUCUAUGAAGCUUCACUGUCCCUUCCAAAAACAGACAGAUCACGUCAACAAUUGCACCAUCUGCCCAAACUGUGUGCAAAGUUGUUGCUUGAUGGAUUUCCUCUUGAGCUGGUAGAUGGAGAUGCAUCCAACAUCCCUCUCAGAUGGGUGAGUGAUGUUCUCUCUCAGCUCAGUGACCUGGUGUCUCCAAACAGAAAGAUACGAGUAGUCACAGUUCUUGGAGUUCAGAGCACAGGAAAGUCCACUCUCCUUAACACCAUGUUUGGAGUGCAGUUUGCAGUCAGCAGUGGUCGAUGUACUCGAGGUGCCUUUAUGUUGCUCAUCAAAAUCAAUGAAAACUUCAAAAACAUCCUAAACUGUGACUUCAUGCUGAUCAUUGACACUGAGGGCUUAAAGUCACCAGAACUUGCACAACUGGACAACAGCUAUGAGCACGACAAUGAGCUUGCAACACUUGUUGUGGGACUGAGUGAUGUCACCAUUGUCAACAUUGCAAUGGAGAAUUUAACUGUAAUGAAGAACAUCCAACAAAUAGUUGCGCACGCUUUUCUCAGGAUGAAGGAGGUGGGCAAAAAGCCUAAAUGUCAGUUUGUUCACCAGAAUGUGUCGGAUGUUUCAGCCCAUGAAAACAACUUACGAGACAGGAAACUGCUCCUGGAUCAGUUAAAUGAGAUGACUCAGGCAGCAGCCAAAAUGGAAAAGAAAGAGGGGAACAAGAGCUUCACUGAUGUGAUGGAGUACAGUCCAGACACUGGGAACUGGUACAUUCCUGGACUGUGGAAUGGAAACCCACCAAUGGCACCAGUUAAUACAGGAUACAGUGAGGCUGUAUAUGAGCUCAAGAAAAACAUCAUCCAACUAGUGAGAGACUGUGAAUCAUCUGCUAAUGAUAUCAUGGAGUUUAAUGAGUGGGUGAAAAGCCUGUGGAAUGCAGUAAAGCAUGAAAACUUCAUCUUCAGCUUCAGAAACAGCCUCGUAGCUGAUGCAUACAUGAAGCUCUGCACAGAGUUCAAUAAAUGGGAGUGGGAGUUCAGAAAAGAAAUGUACACCUGGGUAAGAGAUGCAGAAACUAAAAUUUACAAUUUUGGUACCAUUGCAGCAAAAUCUGAAACAUCUGACAUGAGAGAAUUUCUGAUAUCUUUGAAAAGUGAAGCCUCCACAGUGCUGUCUGCAUGGGAGACAAAGAUUCUGAACAAUCUGACACAAUAUUUUGAACAAACAGAGGGUCAUGUGUCUCUAGUUGAAGGAUACAAAGAGGAAUUCUCAAACAGUGCAAAGAUCCUUCGUCGUGAAAUGUAUCAGCUUGAAGCAGCAGCAGAAAUCAGACAGGGAAUGACAGAAAUUAAUAAAAUCAAAGAAAGUCACAGAAAAGAGAUUGAAAAAGCAGAGAUCCUCCACAUGAUUGAUGUGACUCUCCAAAACAAUCAAGAUGUCAAGAUAAACAUCAAGUUUGAAGUUUCGCUAAAACAGCACAUCUGUGGAUUUGCAGCCAGAGAGUUUCAGAAAAUGCACGAAGAUUUCAUAGAAGAAAAUGAUCCAUACAGAUGUCUGACUAAAAACAAGGAAAAGUUUCAUGAUGAUUUCAAAGAUGUGUUUCAUGAACAAGACCAGUGCCAGAAGAAGGCAGAAGAAUUCACAAAUCGAUGCUUGAAGCCUGCUGUUGAAGACUUUGUUAAUCGCUCCCUGGGCCCUGAUAUCAUUGAUGAAAUGAGGAAACUCGAGCAGUUCAGCACAAGAAUGUCCUUCCAGUAUUCAAUUUUACUGGAUUUGCUCUCCAAGGAUGAUUUUCAAAACUAUGUGAGCUACAUUCGCUCAUAUGAGAAGUAUGUAAAAACAUGGAUACUUGAACAGAUAAAGAAGCGCUUCACAAAUGAGUCGACAGGUUUUGAGUUUGAGGAGCGACAUUUAUGGUCAUGUAUUGACAGCAUAAAUUCUGCCAUUGAAAAGGCCAAAACCAGAGAGCGUGAUGACUUCAAGGCUUUUGUUGAAGACAUUUGUAAAGAACUUGGUGAUAAACUGGUCAUUUCCCAGGAUGCUCUUGGUGCUUUCAUGCUACUGAACAAUGCUGACAAGGAACAGUUUGCUGGCUGUCUCACAACAUCUGUGAGUGACUUAGAAAAAGCUCUCAGAAGAGCUUUAGAUGUGGUCUGCCCAUCUGCUGCUGCAUUUGGCAGAGCUUCUUUGCUGUUGUGCUAG
Haplochromis burtoni (Burton's mouthbrooder) is the source of this 3254-nucleotide messenger RNA. Its product is annotated as up-regulator of cell proliferation-like. Bases 12 to 3254 code for a protein of 1080 amino acids. Gene Ontology annotation, molecular function: GTP binding. The transcript is spliced from 5 exons. The record is from RefSeq and is a predicted model, not a curated record. NCBI's taxonomy places the organism in Eukaryota, Metazoa, Chordata, Actinopteri, Cichliformes, Cichlidae.